GGCGCAGACACCCGCAGGAGCAACUCUGGUGACACCUCGACUCCUCCCUGCACGCUGAUGCAGUCCUGGGAGUUUUUUAUCUUGCUGUUUUUCCACCCUGUGGGAUUGUCAGUCAUCAGGGAACGAAGAGGAAUGACCUGACCCGUUUACUGGCCCGUAAGCAAACCGCUAUUGGAGAAUUAGUGUCUGUCAUUGGAGCUGUGCUGUUUUAUUCAACAGUGUGUGCUCACUGGGUUAAAGUUUCAUAUUAGCUGACUUGAGAAACAACUAUAUACACAUUUGAUUGAUACGCAUAUCAUAGUAAUCCCCAGAAACUGCGAAAAUAUGCCCCCUUAGUGGUUGUGAGGAGCACAGGGCUUGACUUCAGAUCUGACUGGAUGCUUAGUGCUAUGUUUUUGCUCAUCGUGGUUGCCAUGACAACAUUGCAUCUGUAAUCCCUGCUGCUCAUUUGCAUGGCAUCUGGAGAUUGCUAUGCUAUGCUGUGAUGUACAAUGUGGCCCCACUAGUCAAAUCAAAGCCAAAUCUUGUUUAAUGCAAAGAUGCCGUGACGUCACUGCCUUGUAAUCCUGCUGGAGUCAGUUGAAGUUGUCAGAGAAUGUACGCGCGUCCUCACCGGUGCGUCAUGACCACAACCAAGAAGAGCAACACUCUCGGUGGAGGAGGAGGAGGUGGAAGAGUGUGUCUUCUGGAGGAUGGAAGUUUGGACCCGCGUCUGAGGAGAUGGGAUGUGAGCUUUUUAACGCUUUGCAGACAUUUGGGAAGAUUGAUUUAAAAAGAUGCACUGUUGGAAUGCAAGGAGAGAUGGCAUGUGCGCUCCUCUUCAGUCGCCGGCUCACAAAAACAUCAGUGUGCUUGUUGUCCCUUUUCCUCUCCUUCGUGUGUUACUGCGCUUUAUUCCACGCGGACCCACUCAUAAUGCCGACCUCGGGGGAUCCAGCACCGAGCUGCAGUCAGCCGGGGGCUGAUGGUGGCUCCCGGCGUCUUCGCCUCUCAUGCGCCUUCUCCUCCUCUUUUUCUUCUCCUCCAUCCCAUCCAGCCGAGAGGCCACCUUCUGCUCUGCUCCACGCCAAGAGCGACACGCCAAGCCCGCCCAUGGGCCAUUCAAAGUUUGGGAAUAAGAAGUUGCCCAAUGCUAUCAUAGUUGGCGUGAAGAAGGGCGGUACCAGGGCGGUUCUGGAGUUCAUACGGAUCCAUCCGGACGUGAGAGCUGCCGGUACCGAGACGCACUUUUUUGACCGGAACUAUAACAGAGGACUGGAGUGGUACAGAGGUUUGAUGCCAAGGACUCUUGAAGGCCAAAUCACAAUGGAGAAGACUCCAAGCUACUUUGUCACAAAAGAGACGCCGCACCGGAUCGCCACCAUGUCCCAAGAAGCCAAACUUAUUGUGGUGGUGCGAGACCCUGUCACCCGAGCUAUAUCCGACUACACACAGACUUUGUCCAAAAAUCCUGACUUGCCGAGCUUCCAGGAGCUGGCUUUCCAGAACCAGAGCUCAGGCUCGGUGGACAUAUCCUGGAAUGCUAUUCGUAUCGGCCUCUACGCCCUUCACUUGGAGAACUGGCUGCGCUACUUCCCUCUGGCUCAGAUCCACUUUGUCAGUGGCGAACGCCUCAUUACGGACCCGGCAGGUGAGCUGGCACGUGUGCAGGACUUUCUGGGGCUUAAGCGCAUCGUCACGGACAAGCACUUUUACUUCAACCGCACCAAAGGCUUCCCGUGCCUCAAGAAGCCUGAGAGCAGUGGCUCGCCACGCUGCCUGGGAAAGUCCAAGGGCAGGACUCAUGUACAGAUCGAUCGGGACGCGAUCGAGCAGCUGCGAGACUUCUACAGACCUUUUAAUGUUAAGUUCUAUGAAAUGGUGGGUCAUGAUUUCAAGUGGGAGUAGAGACGGAGGAUUUAUUUUCAGCAAUCCACUGUAGAGACACUAAUGAGCAAAGAUAUGAGAUGAGCAGGCAUCACCUCAACUUCACAAUUUUGUGUUACUUUACAUUCAUACUGAGUUAUGAAGAAAGUACUUUGAAAUCAGUUCUUCUUAAACCUGUGUGUAUAACCACAGCAGAACUUUAACCCCUUGGAUAUAGUCAAGUUUUCAGGAAGAGCUGCAGUAGAGACUCGAACGUAACGACAUAAUGUAACAUAGGAACCACUUUAGAGCAGUUCCUGCACACACAACCAACCAAACCAAACCAACCACAUUGAAUCUACUGUGUGGCAUUGAUUACAGGGUGCAGUCCAUGGCUGUAACCAGCCGAGGCGCUGUUGAUUCAGUCUCAAGUAGAAGAACAAUAUGGGAUCCGCUAUGGGAAGAUUCAAUUACACAUCCGUGCAAUUACACUUGCAUCGAAACAGGAGUUCAGUACAUUCACAGAAAUAUUCUCCUAACCCUUCAAAAAUGUAAGCGAUUGUUGUCUAAUUUCCCCCUAUAUUUUUUGUUGUCAAACUCGAGAACUUGUUCUCAUGAGAAUUUAGUAGGAUUGCACACAAAGAGUAACGCACUAGUAGUGACGUGCUUAACUACAAAUUGCUGAAUUUGCACAUUUCUUGAUCAAGUGAGGCUGCCACGAGCGCUGGAUCAUGAGCAUUGAGUUGGAUCGUGGCACCUGUCAGUUUGUGUUUGUCAGCAUGUCGCCAAUUAUAUAAUGCUGCAGAAAAAAAUAUUAUACACCUUUACUUUCUGCAGCCCGUGUAAUAUCUUUAAUGGAAGUGUGACAUCAUUAUUCUUGCUAAUUGGACAAUAAAAUACAUAGAAAUGUCAUACGGGAAACCCAAACCCAAGUUGCAUCAGGAAGGGCAUCUGGUAUAAAAACUAAGCUUAAUCACUGCUGCGAUUCACCCCUGACAGGAACAGUUGAAAACAGAACAAAAAAAAAUUGUUAUUGUUUGCAAUGGUAAUGCCAUAAAAUGCUUAAAUAAUGAUAAAAUGCAUUAUCAUUACUAAUGCCAUCGGAAUUUUAAAGGUAUUCUUAUGUAUGCCAGUUAUCUUGCUUCACAAAGAAAAUCUUGCACUUAAUUUUUUACAGAUGAAUUGCCCCUGAGAACAUGUUACAGAGGAACGUUAUGGCUGUUUGUUUUUCUUUUUAAAGUAUGUAAUUGCUGCUUCUCCUGUGAUGCACUCUACGUGCAUGGUUGCUUUAUUUCUGUAAUACAAAUCAGUCUCCUUCAAGGUGAAAACUGGCAAUCGUGAAUAAAAUC
Molecule: messenger RNA, 3194 nt
Organism: Dunckerocampus dactyliophorus (ringed pipefish)
Lineage: Eukaryota; Metazoa; Chordata; Actinopteri; Syngnathiformes; Syngnathidae
Product: heparan sulfate glucosamine 3-O-sulfotransferase 2-like
Exons: 2
Coding region: 721-1887 (388 amino acids)
Molecular function (GO): [heparan sulfate]-glucosamine 3-sulfotransferase activity
Source: RefSeq, a predicted model, not a curated record